CUGCCCGAGGUUUUUUGCCAGGAAAGCGGCAGCACGGAGACUGAAAUCCAGGCUGACUUGGAGCCCAGAACGCGUUUGCCAAUCCGAGCCUCUAAAGGGCAGCCUGUCUACACAAGAGAACAUUCCAUGGACUAACCUGGAAAUCAUCCAUGCGGCUGGCCCAGCCCCCCAGGCACGGAGGGCAGCAGGAGCCCUGGGCAGAUGCAGCUACCCACUUGGCCUCUGUAGGUCUGGGAUCUGGAAGCUGCAGCCAGCCUGGCUGGGGCCGGCGCUGGGCAGGAGCCGGAGCUCUGGUCUAGGCUGGAGGUGGAGGGAGGAAGUGCCCAGCAUGGUGAUGACAUCACAGCCCAGCCCUUGAAAGAUGAUCUGUUCCCGCUGCCACUCCAGCUCAGCUCCGGAGGCUCCUCGGAGGACUGGGGCCCUUGGGCAGCCCCGCUGGACCAGGGAGCUACGAAGUGCCCGCGUUUGUGCUCCGAACAAGUCAGCCUGGGCAGGCCGUUACUCACGUCCCCCUCUGAGUCCAAGUGUUCUCUGCCUGGAAGAGAUCCAUGAUCCAAUCUGUUCAUGAGGACGCCGUGCCCACCACUGCGUCUUUCAGCUGAGUCAAAGGGAUUCCUCGAUUUACUAUUUAUGGGGCAGAGGGGAGGGGACAAGCCGGAGAACACCUGGGAGAGCACGCCCUUCCUCUCCGGGACAACACGUGAAGCACCAGGCAAUGUGAAACCCAAAGACAAAAGUUCUCAAGGGCUGGGGAGGCUGGUGUUCCAAUCCCCAAAGGCCUGUCGGGGGCGGAGGGCGUGGAUUGCUCUGUUUGAGGGAGGGGUGUGCAGGAGGAGAAGCACACAUUACACAGGUGGUCACGUGUGAAUGGCCCCAGGUGAACGUGAAAAGAAAGAUUGAAAUUCUGAAGUCAACACAAGAAAUCAGACAGAGAUGUGGCAUGUCUCCAAUGGAGACGGGACGUCUCAACACGAGGCUGACCUCUGGGGAAGGUCUGAACACUCUAAAGAGAGAAUGUGGGGGGAAUUGAUCCCGAGUGGAAGCAGAGGAAAGGGAGAGUCAGUCCUGAGGGGGGCAGUGUUAGGAAGACAAAGGGGGAGCUGGGCCCAGCUGGGCCUCUAGGUCCUGUGUCAGGUGUGACCUGCUAUGGACAUGACCAGAUGGCCAUCUCAGCUGGGGCCAUAGAACACGAGCCCUAUAGCUCCCAGUCAAGCACUCCCCAGGCCACCUUCUAACGAUCCUGUGGCUUCUCAGAGCAGGUAUGGGCCAGGUGCCAUCCUGUUGGCUAGGGGCUACCUUGUGGGGGAAAUUAACAAGCAGCAUGUGGUGUGACACUUGAGUGUCUAGAGAGCUGGACCAUGAGAGACAGCAGCGCCCCAGGUGUGGGGCACUAAGUAAACAAGUUUUUUGUGCCUGCAGAAAUCGGGCCAAAGCCUGGACCAAGGGGACCACGUAGGGGAGGUCUUACUUUCAGAGGCUCUGCAGAGAAGCCUGCCAGUUUCCAUGGGUCAGAAAUUUAGGGUCCAGUGGGGAUGGCUUGUCUCUGUUCUGUGAUGUCUGGGGCCUCAGCUGGAAGACUCACAGGCCGAGGGAACAGAAUCUAACCGAAGGCUUCACUGGGGCCGGAGGCUCCAUGACCAAGGUGGCAAGUCGGUUCCUCUCCAUGGAGCCUGUCCAUGUGGCCGCUUGAGUGUCCUCACAACAUGGCGGCUAGCCUCCCCCUGAGUAAGCAACCCAAGAGGCCAAGGAGGGAGCUGCGAAGCCUCUUAUGCCUUAGUCUUGGAUGUCACACACUGUCACUGCCACCACGGGUGGGAAGCAAGUCACUAAGUCUGGCCACAUUCACUGGAAGAGGAAUUAGACUCCACCCUUUGAAAGGAGGAGUAUCGAAGAAUUUGUGGACAUAUUAAAACCGCCCUCCACUAGGAGGGCCUUUCUAGAGCGUAUUUCCAAUAGGGACAAAGCCUCACUUUCUCAGCACCCAUUGAAGACUGUCCUUAUCCCCUUAUUCAACCCCAUCACUUGCCACUUCCCACCUCCCCAUCCAACAUCUAGUCCACCUGCCAGAACACCAGCGGCUUCCCCACUUCUGUGCCUCUGCUCAAGCUGCUGCUUCUGCCUGAUCUGCCCUCCUUCCUUCUUGGCCCCUGCUGACGUGCUCUUCAUCCUCUGAGACCCAGCUCCAGAGUUACCUCCAACCUCCUCCCCCCACAUCUGUGUCCCUUGCCCCUCCUCCCACCCCUCGGCGCUCAUCGCUCAUCGCGCACACUGGGUGGCAGGUGUUGGGAGCUCGGGCAGGGCAGGAGAUGUGUGGUGUUCCCCUCUGGGUCCCUAGAGCCAAGGUGGAGCUCAGCACAGAGGAGAUGCCCAAGAAGCAUUUAAAGAUAAAUUGCAUCAAUGAAUGAGUUCAUCACACGCCUCCAGUCUGGCCCCUCCAAGCCAGCCAGCUGCUCCAGGACGUUUUCUGGGAAAUCCCAGAGACGAUCAGCAGAUUCUUUCCCAUGAUCUAUCGCUCAGCUCCUCCCCCACGAGCCUACCCAACAAUCAAUUGCCCAGGAAGAGCCCCUCCACCUCCACCUUCCUUCAUCCACCUCACGGAGCACUAGGAAAGUGCCCAAUUAGUCCUGCCCUUUGCAUUGUGCUUUUAGUUUUUCAAUGUGUCUUCAUACCUACUCUUUGAUUUAAACCUUGCAAGAGCCAUGCAAGGCAAGCCAGGGAGAGAGCAAGACUCUACGACAAUAAGGUGGAAGCUCAGAAAGGUCAAGCAAUUUACCCAAGACAGCACAGCUAGGGUUGGAGCCAACGUCUAUCGAAACCCCAUGCUUCUUUGCUGAAGUCGGAGAGGAACUCCCAGAAAGUGAACUGCCCCCUGGGCUGAGUCUCACUGCUGGUCUGAGUCUCAGAGUGAAAGAGGAGCCAGUGGGUUAAUGAUGGAAUCACCAACGUAAGAGCAAGAAUCUGCCAACAGUGGUGCUGGAGUUUGACAUUGGUUAUUUUAAUAAGUUCACAAAAAACAGGUAAUUAUUCAUGUUUAUUGAAUCAAGUACAGUGCUUGGGGCUUUCUGCACCUUGUCUCAGGUCCCCACCACAACCCUGAGAAGAUUUUGUUAUUCCCAUUUUACAAGGUAGAACAUUAAGGUUCAGAGAGGUUAAUUAACUUACGCAAGGUCACACAGCUAAUGAAUGAGCCAGGACUGAACCCAGAGGACUGUCUGGCUCCAAAGCCCCUUCCCCUCCCUUUUCAUCAAGCAACCUCCGCUCAUCAUCAAUGCUACGCUGAUGGAAGGUAUGGAAGCAUGAUGCUGCCCUCUGCCAGAAGGAGACAGGGAGUGGGCAGAUGGACUGUGGUCUCCGAGCCAGGUUGGAAUCUCCCUGUCUGACAUGAUAUCACUUUUCUCUUCUAAUAAAUUCCUCACCCAUGGCCAGGCCACAAGAGGCUGAAAGAGACCAGCGCCCUUAUGGAUGUGGGGGCCUGUGAUAAGGAAGGAAUAUGCUGUGUAUCCUCCCAUCAUGGAAGUUUCGAGGAGGUCCAGGGUCUAACACUCACACUUGUUAGUCUGGGUGACGGAUGCUGGUCAAGUACACAUCCCAGUGGAGCCUGGAGGCGAAGAACAAGAGCUCUCAGUUUAAGUCCAAGGAGCAGAGGCGCCUUUCUAAGCCCCUGGGGACACAGGUGUGCCUGAACCGCCUCUGAACACCGCACAGAAAGGGUCUGGGUUUCACCCCUGACUUUGCCUUCUGGAAGCAUCCCCCUCUCCUUCUGCAGCAGUUGUUUCUCCUUCCUCUUGUGACCGUGAGGUGUAACUGCCUCUUUUCCACUUUCUUGCAGCGCCAAAAUGUUCAACGUCACCUUGCAAGCCCUUGAACCUGCUCUCAACGGGACCCCUCCCCAGAGCAGCAGCUGCGUCCACUCCGACUGGUGGAGCUCGCUGAACACCAUCCAGCCCCCCUUCCUCUGGGUCCUCUUCAUACUGGCAGCUCUCGAGAACGCCUUCGUCCUCAGCGUCUUCUGCCUGCACAGGAGCAGCUGCACGGUGGCGGAGGUCUACCUGGGCAAUCUGGCCGCGGCCGACCUGCUCUUGGCCUGCGGGCUGCCCUUCUGGGCCAUCACCAUCGCCAACAACUUCGACUGGCUCUUUGGGGAAGUCCUCUGCCGCGUGGUGAACACCGUGCUCUACAUGAAUCUCUACAGCAGCAUCUGCUUCCUCAUGCUGGUGAGCAUUGACCGCUACCUGGCCCUGGUGAAGACCAUGUCCAUGGGCCGGAUGCGCGGGGUGCGCUGGGCCAGACUCUACAGCCUGGUGAUCUGGGGCUGCUCACUCUUCCUGAGCUUGCCCAUGCUGGUCUUCCGGACCAUGCGGGAGUACGGGGCCGAGGGCCACAACGUCACCGCCUGCAUCAUCAUCUACCCGUCCCGCAGCUGGGAGGUCUUCACCAACAGCCUCCUGAACUCCGUGGGCUUCCUGCUGCCCCUGAGCGUCAUCACCUUCUGCACCGUGCACAUCAUACGCGUGCUGCGCAACAACGAGAUGCAGAAGUUCAAGGAGAUCCAGACGGAGAGGAAAGCCACUGUGCUGGUCCUGGCCGUGCUGCUACUGUUCGUCGUCUGCUGGCUGCCCUUCCAGCUCAGCACCUUCCUGGACACGCUGCAGCGCCUCGACAUCCUCUCCAGCUGCUGGGACGAGCACGUGGUCGACGUCUUCACGCAGAUCGCGUCCUACGUGGCCUAUAGCAACAGCUGCCUCAACCCGCUGGUGUACGUGAUCGUGGGCAAGAGCUUCCGCAAGAAGUCGCGGGAGGUGUACGGGCGGCUGUGCCGGCAAGGGUGCUGCGGGGCAGAGCCCAGCCAGACGGAGACCUCCAUGGGCACACUGCGGACCUCCAUCUCAGUGGAACGCCAGAUUCACAAACUGUCGUAGUGGGUGGGAAGCAGCCAGUGAGCAGAUGUCACCAGGGCUACUAACGCGGGUGACGAUUAUUGGACAGUGAUUCUCAGGAUGUGACCCAGGAGGAAUGGAAGGAAUCCCAAGUGUGACCUUGGACAGUGAGCCGGUGUCUCCAGUAAAUUCCUUCCCGGCUCCAGUUGCAGAUAGCAAGGCUGUGAGGUUGGAGUGAUCUGGUACACAGCCAGGGGCUCCAGAAACACAAGAGUAUUAUUGUUCUUAUUUGCUGCCACCCCUAGACCAGUCUGCUGCUUCCCAGGAGUGGAGGGAGCCUGGGGGUAGGGACAGGAGUGACCGAGCUUCCCUCCCAUGUGGUGUCCCACCUUGCCCCAGCACGACAGCUCAGAUCUCCAGAAAUGCCACCCAGCUUUGGUGCAGCUGCUGAGUGCCCACGCAGGGCUCAGCUGAAGUUCUGCCUUGGGUUUCUUUAAUCCACUCAGCUAGGACUUUGGAGGAUGAUUUCUCAGGUUAAUGAAGGUUAAACUCUGAGAGCUCCAUGGUGUGAAUCCGGAGACCAGGAUUCUUUCAUUCCCCUCAUGGAAAGACAAUUGGUCUGUGCCAAAGAAGAACCCAAUAAGCACUUAUCCAGCACUUGCUGUAUACGCAGCCUUGAGCACUGUGGGUAAGAGAAGAAAAAGAAAGUACAGUCUCGGCCUUGAAGGAACUCGCAGACUCAUGUGGGGAUAAGUCAGCACCUGCAGCCGCGGUCAAGCAAGGCACUGUGGGCGGGGCAGGGCAGAGGGGUGAGGAGAGCCCGCCCCAGCUCAGCCUAUAACUGGCUGCACGUGGCUGUGUCCCUGUCUCGGUUUCCUCCUCUGUAACACGAGGCUGUUGGGGGAUUAAAGGAGCUAACAGGCAUAAAAGUACUUUGACAAAUGAAAGGUGCUAUAUAAAUGUGAGGCAUUAUUACGCCCACAGAACAGGAAUAAAUUUAUUAUAAGGAGAAAGACACAGGUUCAGCAAAAGGUCCGUAGAGGAGAAUCGGUAGCUAAUGGUGGGGUGUAAAGCACCCAUCAGUGUCUGACACAUCCUAAGUGCUCAAUAUGUUAGCUCUCUUCCACCACCUGUCCUUCCCAUCAACGUGCACACACACACACACACACGCGCGCGCGCGCACGCACGCGCGCGCGCGCGCACAAACACAAGCAUCUUCAGUGGAGGUGGCAGAACGCCCUCCCCAACCCGUAGAUCAAAAGCAACUGCAGAGGGGUCCGCGGCUCUGCCUCCUGUGGGCGGGGCAGGGGCGGGUCGUUGUGCCGAAGGGCGGGGUGGGCAGUGAUGGACGGGGCGGAAAGCCGGUACCAGGUGUCAGGCAGGAUGAAGCUGGACCAGCAUCCUUGGCCAGAGACUUAAGACACAGCCUUAGCCCCAAGCCCGAGGUUCUCCAGGCGGAAUUCGUUUCUUCUUUUUCUACAUGUUUUAUAAUCUGCCUUCUGUGGCCGGCCCACGUGGAGAUAACGGAGAACGCACCACCCAGGCGCCAACAUCAAGCCCUCAGAGCCAAGGCAGCGAGGCACGCUCAGUAGCAAUGGAGUUCGGGACGCGUAGUGCAGGCAGCGCCCUGGAAGCACUCACUCGAUCAGUAAAUGGGUGAUUUGUUAGCGGGCCGUCUCUGGAGAGCAUAGAACCUGUGGGGCCAGGAGGAUUUAGAUGGCAAAGAGCCCAUAAAUACUGCCCAAUCCAGCUCUGGAUUUUAAAAGAAAAAGAGUCACAGAAGAUUUCUUCCCCAUCUCAGCCUUUGUUUUCUGCUACGCAUACCCCUCUGCCCGAAUAAACAUACACACUUCAAGCUGGAGAAAGAAAACAGAAGAAAUAAGAAAUAGGAACCAUUUCGCAUUAGAACGAAGUAGGAACCAUUCAGUAUUAGAAUGAAGUUAAACCAUGUGCAUAUUGUGAGUGGGGUAACACACAAGGAGGCUGGGCUUUGGAAUGUGUACCACUCAUUCAUCAGUGGGUGUGUAUGGUCUGAAGGUCUCCUAUGAGCAGAGCCGCAUCACAGCCCUGGGCCCCUAAUGGUCAUUUAGGGUCGACCCGUGGGCUAAGGAGCAAUCGGUCUGUGGGAAGGGAGCUGCCCCGUGGGCUGUGUUGGUACCAUGAUACAGAACAUCUGUCCUGUGAAAGGUCCAAAGAGCUACUACAUUGUAAAGAGGGAGCAUUUCACAAACAAGGAGAAAUGAAUGAACGGCGUAAACAUGUGUUUUUUCCAGCGUAAUAAAGGGAUGAGGCAUU
Molecule: messenger RNA, 7172 nt
Organism: Orcinus orca (killer whale)
Lineage: Eukaryota; Metazoa; Chordata; Mammalia; Artiodactyla; Delphinidae
Gene: BDKRB2
Product: bradykinin receptor B2
Exons: 2
Coding region: 3837-4919 (360 amino acids)
Biological process (GO): vasoconstriction; G protein-coupled receptor signaling pathway; smooth muscle contraction
Cellular component (GO): membrane
Molecular function (GO): bradykinin receptor activity
Source: RefSeq, a predicted model, not a curated record